Molecule: messenger RNA, 1620 nt
Organism: Gossypium arboreum
Lineage: Eukaryota; Viridiplantae; Streptophyta; Magnoliopsida; Malvales; Malvaceae
Product: uroporphyrinogen-III synthase, chloroplastic
Exons: 10
Coding region: 259-1176 (305 amino acids)
Biological process (GO): uroporphyrinogen III biosynthetic process
Cellular component (GO): chloroplast
Molecular function (GO): uroporphyrinogen-III synthase activity
Source: RefSeq, a predicted model, not a curated record
AUGCUGUUGUGUCGGCGGGAAUUAGAACUAGGCUCUCUUGCCCGCCACAAAAAAGUUACACGUGUCAUCCAGUAUGUUCUACAGGUUACCGACCGGAAACGUAGGCAUUAUUUAAAGGCGGGAAAACAAUUAGGGGCUAGUAGAUAUUUUUGGUUUGCGAAAAAAAAUUAAUUAAUUAUCAUGGUUUAGUAGUUAGUUAAUUCGGCAACAGCUGGCCCCUUUUGGCCCAAUCCUCCAUCGUCUGCCCAACACGUUUCAAUGGCGUUACUUUCUCUCUCCUCUCUCAGUCCUCUCGCUCCGCCAUGUCCGUCUUUUCCUCUGCAACUUCAAACGCGAAUCUCUUUCUCUCGUGCCAGAAUCGGAGCGUCUUCGACUUCGUCUCCGUCGACUUCGCAAGUGAUUCAGCAUGCUUCUUCAAAUCCGAAAGUCGUCGUCACCAGAGAACGAGGCAAAAACACCAAGCUUAUUGACGCUCUGGCCGAACAUGGGAUCAAUUGCUUGGAACUUCCCCUUAUUCAGCAUUCACAAGGGCCUGACUCGGAUAGGCUUGUUUCUGUUUUAAGCGCAGAAACGGCGUUUGACUGGAUUGUCAUAACUUCACCUGAAGCUGGUUCAGUCUUUCUUGAGGCAUGGAAGGCAGCAGGAACACCAAAUGUUAGGAUUGGUGUUGUUGGAGCUGGUACUGCAAGUAUAUUUGAGAAUCUAAAUCAAUCAUCAAAGCAAUCACUUCAUGUUGCAUUUGCACCAUCAAAAGCAACAGGCAAAGUUUUGGCUUCAGAGCUUCCAAUGGAUGGGAAUAAGAGAUGCACUGUCUUAUAUCCAGCUUCAGCGAAGGCUAGCAAUGAGAUUGAAGAAGGCUUGUCUCAUCGUGGAUUUCAGGUUCUGAGGCUAAAUACUUACACAACUGUACCUGUUGAUCAUGUUGACCAUAUUGUCUUGGAGAAGGCCCAAUCUGUGCCAGUUGUUGCUGUUGCUUCACCUUCUGCGGUUCGAUCUUGGGUCAAUCUCAUUUCAGAGCCUGAUUCUUGGAGCAAUGCAGUGGCCUGUAUUGGAGAGACAACUGCCUCCGCUGCAAAAAGAUUAGGAUUGAGAAAUGUGUAUUUCCCGAUGCAGCCUGGACUUGAUGGAUGGGUUGGUAGCAUCCUUGAAGCCUUAAGGGCUCAUGACAAAUUUUAGGAUUGAAAGAUAUCAAGGUCCCUGUGGAAACUUCAGCACGGAGUGAAGCAGAACCACAAGCAUUUCUAAUUCUUUGUGAGCCACAGGCCAUUAAGUGAAGAAAGUUUUUCCAAGUUAAAGGGUUGGAAUUUGUAGAAAUUUAACAUUUUGAAGGUACAUAUCCAUUUGGAGGCUGCAGUACUGUAUUUUGAGGUCAGAUGAGAGGCUAUUCAAUUCAUGUUAUCAGAACUUGUACAUGCAUUUUCUCACUGUUGCCCAUUCAUUUGACUCAAUGUCAGUUGUGUUGAAAUUGAAUUGGGAGCAUUUCCACUCCAUGAAAUCUGAUAAGCAGUUAGGAGAGUUUAUCAAUUGAAAUUGUAAUCAUAUUUACUCUGCCUUCUAAGUUGUAUGGCAUUUUUUGUGCAUUCUUUUAUGAUAAUAAUAAAAAUCUCUUCAACUUAAAAA